This is a messenger RNA of Parnassius mnemosyne (clouded apollo), 705 nucleotides long. The record is from the annotation of a GenBank genome assembly. NCBI's taxonomy places the organism in Eukaryota, Metazoa, Arthropoda, Insecta, Lepidoptera, Papilionidae.
AUGGAGGUGACCGUGGAGGAGCUGGACCGAGCCGUUAGCCGCUUGAGAGCGCGAAAAACCGCGUCGGGGCUUGACGGAAUUUCUGGACGGGCUCUGGUGCCGAGUCUGGCUACAUUGGGGGACAGGCUAAGACUGCUAUUUACCAGCUGUCUGCGGAGCGCCACGGCAUGGAAAGAAGUAAGGUUGGUCCUCUUGAAGAAGGAAGGCAGGGCCGCAGAUUCUCCCUCUGCGUACCGUCCUAAUCCUAUAUGCGUGUUGGACGAGAUUGACAAAUUGUUCGGAAAGAUAGUUGCCACUCGGCUCAACAGACAUCUGUCACGCGUCAGUCCCGAUUUGGCUGAUAGCCAAUUUGGAUUCCGACGGGAGCGUUCCACUGUAGAUGCCAUUAUGCGCAUCCGCUCCCUGUCGGAACAAGCACUAUCCCAGGGUGGUGUGGCGUUGGCGAUAAGUCUUGAUAUCGUCAACGCCUUUAACUCUCCACCCUGGGAUGCAAUAAGGAGGGCAUUAGCACAUCACCAGGUACCUACCUACCUGCAAGACGGAAUCGAGGACUACUUGCGUGAUAGAUAUAUUCUGUACAUGGGGCAAGAUGGUAGGAAGAUCCGGAGGGAGAUCAAACGUGGGGUUCCACAGGGCUCAGUGCUGUGUUCACUACUGUGGAACCUCGCGUAUGAUGCGGUUCUGCGUGUCUUCCUGCUGGCGUAA